CCUUAUAACUGGUGUACCUUAUUUAUGAAGUCAGCUAGACAGACAGGAGGGAAGGGAGGAGGGAUUUAGCAAACUGAGUGAGUAAGCGAGUGUGUGUGAGAGUGUGAGACCAAAACACACAGAGAAAUAGAUGGAAGGGCGGAAAGAAAGAGAGGAAGAGAGCGACGUGAACCAAGGGAGUAGGAGAGUCUUGGGUUACAGGAGCGUUAAGGCGGUUGGGUUUGUUGGCGAGGAUCGUAGCAGGGGAUCUAUUUUUCCUCUGUGUCUGGAUCCCUCCUCCCUGCCGUGGACCCCAGGAGAGUUAGGGGCCGGUGGGCCAGAGAGGACAGGGGCGUGGGGUAGCAUGGGACAGAGUGCCAGCUAUGCUGAGACAGUGCCCCAGCAACACCAACUGCAACCUGCUCAACACAACACUGAUGAUGAAGUGGACUUGCAGCAUAGUACGACAGGGAGCGAGGGGGGGAACUCAUCAGGCGAAACCCCUCCCUCCAAACGCAAGGGCAAGUUCUCCAGCUUCGGCAAUAUGUUCAAGCCCUGGAAGUGGAGGAAGAAGAAGAGCAGUGAGACGUUUAUCGAAACCUCAAUAGUGUUGGAGAGGAAGAUCUCGGUAAGGAGACCUCGUCAGGAGCUGAUAGACAUUGGAGUACUGAAAGAACUUCCAGAGAAUGAGAGCAACGAUGUGAACCACUCUAAAGGUCCGCUGGUGAAGAAUGGCCAGCCAGUACCCAUGAACGUUGACCGGGUCUCAGAGUCAGGGGUCAGGGGGUCCCGGGGGGAGCCAGGCCCAGGGCUCAACCCCACCUGGCUGCCCCAGGGAGAGGACCCCCGGCGGGGCACUGUCUCUUCAGACGACCCCCGGAGCAGGAGCAGGGUGCCCUCCGAUGCCUCGCGCUCCAACCGAGCCCCACUGGACGUAGACUCGCACACCAGGAUAUCGGCCAUAGAUCUGGCAAGACGGAGCAGACUGCCCUCUGACGUGUCGGAGAGGAGAGGAGGGUCACUACCGAGAGGGCCUGCUCAGGAGGAGGGGAAGCACCGGAGAGAGGGGAAAGAGGACAAGAAAGAUGACAGGGAGAGGAGAGAUGAUAGGGUAGGGAAAGAAGAGAGGGACCGAGAUGAUCGAGAGAGGGAGGACAAGGAGAAGAGAGAUGGGAAAGGAGGAAAAUAUGACAGAGAGGGAAAAGAGAAAAGAGACGACUGGAGAGAUGAGAAGAGAGAUGAUCGAGAGAGGAGAGAUGACCGGGAAAGAAAAGAUGAUAAGAGAAUCGAUCGUGAAAAGCCAGACGAAAGGAGAGAUGAUCGUGAUCGCAGAGACGAUGGGGAAAAGAGGGGGGAGGAGAGGGAUAGGAGAAGUAGUCCUAGGGCUGGGAAACCAGAGACCCUCUUGAGACCUGUAGAAGGGAACCGUCCGGUGGUCAGACCCCACUCCGAGAUAGAGCUGAGACCCAGUAUGCAGAAGACCUCAUCAGUGGACCUCCGUAGCAGGCUCCGCCCUGCCUCCGAGGCUUACCGCGGGAGCACCCUGCCCAAGUACAUGCCAUCUGAGGAGACCAAAGGAGGGGAGACCCGCGGAAGAGCAGAGUCCACUGGUGUCCGCUUCGCCCCUGGCCCCACCCCAGACCCUGACUCCGCCUUUAACUCCUCCUCCUCCCGGAGAGCGCAGCCUCCUACCAAACAGGCCAUGCUCCCUCCCAAGGGCCAACCCACCAGCACCACCUCCACGGAGCUUGGCCGGACCUCCACCCCACCUUCCUCCUCCACCUCCUCUGCUAUAGCGGUGGCCAAGCCACCCAGGACGGUCUCCCUGGUCAUCAGUGAUGACCCUCCUCCUCCUCCCACCCACUCCAGCCCCGUCCCCCCUGCGCGGUCCAGCCAUGUACCCCCAUCCUCCACCACGGGGGAGUCGGCCACCCCUCCCCCUGUACCCCCCCAUGCCAAGCAGCCACCUGUACCCCCACCCAAGCCCUCCAACCGGAACAGCCAGGCCGCUCUGCUUGCGUCCACAUUGAACAGGGCCUCCAGGGUCCACGGUCCCCAUCCUCCUCACUACUGGACCAGCUGGAGAAGGCAGGGGGAGCUGGGCCUCUACCUCUCCCUGCCCACCUACCUCCACUGUCGACGGGCUGAACAAGCCUGCUCAGCAGAGCUCUCUCAGGCUGGCAGUGGUGUCAUCGUGUUUCCUGCCCCCACCAGGCGCUCUCCACCCACUCCGCCCAAGAGGAUGACCCCCGUCACCAAGCGCCACUCUGAAGACCCAUCCCCUGAGGCAGAGACCUCCGGCCCCUCUAGUCCUGUCCCAGUCCCCGUCCCCGUCCCCGUACCUACUGUCCCCUUACCCACCAGCACAGACCGAGACGACAACCGGGACACCCUCAGGGCAGUAGGCCUCCAACUACCCACCUCUGACCCUGCACCAGCACCCCGACCUCUGUCCCAUAUACCCAUGUCCGCUCCCAGCUCCCACCCACCGCUCCCCAACCCUGCCUCCGUCCCCCUCCCUAUAUAUCAGAAGGACCCUCCCAGCCCCACCACAGAGCCACCCAGCCACCCCCCAGCCUCAGUCCCAGCCAUCCCCCUGCACAUCCUGAUCCAGCGGGCCCUGUGCUCCCCCAGCCCGGCCCAGGCUAACCCAGACGGAUCCCAGAGAGCCCACUCCAUGCUGUUUGAGUCCCCUCCAGAGUUUCUCACUGAGGCUGGAGUCCGACGCUCUCUACCCAUCACCAUAGAACCCCUCAGACUACCUGAGGAUGAUGACUUUGACAUGCAGGAGGAGUUGGAGAAGCUUCACCCCAGGCGGAUGCUGCCCCCCCAGCCCCCCAGGCAGCUUGAGCUGGAGCCCAGGAGCAGGAGGGUUCUGGUGGGGGAACCCAGGGUCAGUGUGAUUCCAGAGGGCCGGGGUCCCGGAGACAGCAGUGAGGAGGAGGAUGAGGAGACAGACUCUGACGGACCCAUCCUCUACAGAGAUGACGAUGAAGACGAGGACGAAGAGCCACCAAGUGCCUUGGCCAGCCGUGUGACGAGGAAGGACACCCUGGCCCUGAAGCUGGAGAGACAGCAGGAGAGAGAGGAGCAGGAGGGAGGAGAGGGACAGGAUGGAGUCGGCUGGCAGAGCAAGGAGCAGUGGGAGGCACUCAGGAACAAGAUCGGUACCACGCUCAACAGGAGGUUGAGUCAGAGACCCACAGCAGAUGAGUUGGAGCAGAGAAACAUCCUUCCAGCCAGGAACGAAGCUGAUAUCAGGGCAGAGAGGAGUGAGAUCAAACGCAGACUCACCAGAAAGCUGUCCCAGAGGCCCACUAUUGCAGAGCUUCAGGCCAGGAAGAUCCUGCGUUUCCAUGAGUACGUAGAGUGUACCACGACUCAAGACUACGACCGCCGUGCAGACAAACCCUGGACCAAGCUCACUCCCUCUGAUAAGGCUGCCAUCCGCAAGGAACUGAACGAGUUCAAGAGCUCUGAGAUGGAGGUUCACGAAGAGAGCAGGAUUUAUACGAGAUUCCAUCGGCCUUAGCUGUGCUCCCUGGCCUGGCUGCAAAAGAAGCACUUAAAUGCAAUACGGAGCCGGGGGUUUGCAGGACUGCAAUAUGGAGCGCACAGACCCCCUGGUGACUGCAAUAUCCACAGCCCCCUGUCCUGGAACAAGCCUGUUCCUCUCCCAGAAGGCACACUAUUGAUGGCUGCAUCUGAAACAAUGGACUAUGAAUCAAUGGAUGUGGUCCCUUGGUCGAUCCAGUCGUUGUUGAAACCCCGGACUAGAGGUGAGGCCCAUCGGUCCAACCCCUCGAAUAUGAAACCAUGGGACUACUGGUACUACUGUACUCCAGCGUUGAUCUGCCUGACAAGACGACCCACAGGGGGAGCAGGAGGAGGAGAAGGAGUGGUUUAGGCCUAUUUCAGAGGCCAUUUUGUAGAUUCCCUGUGCCAACACUGUGACUAUUACGACAGGAAGGACAAGAGGGACAGACAGAGAUUGUGAAAGAGAAUGCCCUGUUUUUUUCAUCACAUCAUCUACAUUCUCUCUGUCGCUCCCUAAGGCAAGAAUGUUCCCAAGAGGCCUUUCUGUACCUGCUUCAUAGAUUUCCCUCAACACUUUGCCCUAUUUUUAUUUGAGAAGAGGAAAGAAUUGUAUACGUAUUGAUUGUUGAUCAUGAUGAUGGUCGACAUUAGUACACAGUGGUACUAAUGAUUUAAUGUCCAAAUAAAUGAGAUACUGAACUUUGUUAGAUAACAUGACACUGGUGAAACCCUCCAUGUGUGUAUGGGUACCCACUGGUACCGGCCUUAUCUCUGAUGGGACAAUACAUGUAGUGGUACGUUAACUGUACAGAGGAAAUGUGAAAUGGCUAUAGCUAGCCUACAUAUAUCGGUGACGGGUUUAAUUAAAGUAAAACUCAAAUGUAGCCUCUACUAGUCCGCUUACUAGCUGUGUUACAUAGACCUUCAUCUUAUUCAACAUAGCUCCUUUCUCCCCAAAUUGUACAAUUUGAAACGUUAGAAAUAAUAUAAUUUAAUAAGACACAACAUAAAGCUUACAUACACUAUACUUAUUUCACGGAUGGUGUUGAAAGACUGCGGCAGGAACAUAUAUUUUACUUCACACGUUUUAUGUAACUUUGUAUGUAUGUAGGCCAAUGGUUGGCCUCAGCUGUAUAAACGUAUCCUGUAGAUUGAUUUAAUUGACUUUAUAUUAAAUACUCUGUCUUCCUAAUGUUAACAAAAAAAUGUUUUAAAUGUAAUUAAAGUAUUACAACAGUGCUAUUUUCUAAUAAUGUUACAGAAAUUGGUACAGAAAGAGUUCCCUUAUUUUACAGAUGUUUUUUAUAAAGAGGUCUUUAAAAUGAUUUGCAAACCUACUGUAUAAAUGAAUGUUCAACUCGCACUCAAAUUAAAAGAAAAAUGGUUUAUCAUAAAGAA
Coregonus clupeaformis (lake whitefish) is the source of this 4914-nucleotide messenger RNA. RefSeq names its product phosphatase and actin regulator 4A. The coding region runs from base 131 to 3511 and encodes 1126 amino acids. Lineage: Eukaryota; Metazoa; Chordata; Actinopteri; Salmoniformes; Salmonidae. The record is from RefSeq and is a predicted model, not a curated record. Gene Ontology annotation, biological process: neural crest cell migration; actin cytoskeleton organization. The transcript has 15 exons. Gene Ontology annotation, molecular function: actin binding.